UUAGUGCUACUCAAUUACGUAGUUUUGUCAAUGCUGGAUUGGAUACUGAAAAAUUCUUUGCUGGAUACUGCGUAUUUUUCGCUUCAACUUGCUGUCUUUUCUUCGCUGAGUUGGUUGAGAAGAGAUGGUUAAUGAAAUCAACAAUGAAGCCAAAGGCAAAAGAAACGACAUCAUCAAUUCCUUCACGAAUUAUGUUCACUUUCCUUUAUCCAGUACUCUACAUAGGAUUUAAAAAAUCUCUCAGCUUGGACGAUGUCAACGAUUUCGGUUUACCUGAAGAGCUUAGUAGCAACGACGCUACUAAGAGAUUCACAAAAUUGCUCUACGGAUCACAAUCCGAGACAAAAGAUGGAAAAAGAACACAGCCAAUUCUCAUGCCUUCAAUUUUGGCAUUUUACGAUUUCUUCUUUGCAGCAGUGAUACCAAAGUUACUCUAUGUUGCUGUAACAUUCGCACAGCCAUUCCUUGUCUCAACUAUGCUGGCUUUCAUUGAUAGCUAUGCAGACGAGAACGCUGUACCACAAGACCCAAAUGUUGGUUGGGGACUUGUAGGAGCUUACACGAUCGUCUACCUUUCCUUAGCCGCUACUACUGCGCUCUAUUGGGAUAAAGUCUAUGCGAUGGUUAUCAGAUACAGAGCCGCAUUAGUUAGUGUCUUAUUUGACAAGUCUGUCAGACUUGCUUCAAGUGUCGCCGAAAAUCAAGGUAAAGGCAGUGCUGUCACUUAUAUGUCUGUCGACGUUGAGAGAGUCGUCGAGGGUGUCAUUUUCUUCCACGAAUGUUGGGCAGCGAUUGUCUCAAUCGCCUGUGCAGCUGUUAUUUUAUGGUUUAAAGCAACUUAUGCUAUGAUCCCACCGCUUUGCGUUAUGAUUGGUUUCUUCGGUGUAACAUCAAUCGUUGGAAAGAAAGUUUCAGGUGCACAAAAGCGCUGGAUGGGAAGUACUGAAAGUCGUCUCGCUGUUAUUGGUUCCGUAAUGAAGCAAAUUGUACCUACAAAGUUACUCGGACUUGAACCAGUUAUGCCAACAUGGAUAAAUCCUCUCCGUAACCAAGAAGUUGAGCAUCUUCGCGCAUUCUAUCGUCGUUUAGUCGUCGUUGUUGUUCUCUCUUCAGCAACUAUCAACUGCGCCGGUCUUUCAGCAUUGGGUACAUUCGCAGGUAUAUCAGGAGACAUCCGACCACAAACGCUUUUCACGAUCUAUACUGUUGUUCAGCUGGUCACAUUGCCUAUCUCAACAGUCGGACACUGCUUCCCGCUCCUCGUCGCAUCCUGGGCUUCUAUGAAGCGUAUUGCCGGUUUCCUUGUCUUGGAAGAAAAACCAGUCAGCAUGGGUGGUGAACUUCCAACUUCCUCAAACAGCUCUACGGAUACACUCAAAUGUAGCACCGAGAAAGGAGACUCUUUGUACGAGAAAUCUGAGAAACCAAUGAAAGACGUCGAUGUUCCACCUUCACUUUGGAAUGUCAAUGCUAGUGCAUCUUCAGAAAAUGAGUCAAAAACCAUCAUUAAGGACAUAGAUAUUAGUUUCCCACUCAAUAAGCUCUCUAUUGUCGUUGGUCCAGUCGGUAGUGGUAAAUCAAUCCUUCUUAAGACACUUCUUGGUGAGACACACAUAAAGACUGGUACUAGAAAGACUCCUGGUGGCACAUCAGCAAAGAUUAGUUAUGCACCACAAGAAGCUUUCAUCUGGCCAACCACUGUCAAAGAGAACAUCAUUCUCGAUGGUGAUUACGAUUAUGAAUGGUACAACAAGGUCAUCGAAAGCUGUGCUCUCGAAUACGAUUUCAAGAGAAUGUCUAAAGGUGAUCUUACCCAAUUGACUGAGAAGGGUGGUGUUAGUGGUGGUCAAAAGCAACGUAUAUCCCUUGCAAGAGCUUUAUAUGCUAGCAGAAACUGUUCAUUUGUUGUACUCGACGAUUGUUUCAGUGCGCUCGACGCUCACACAACUAAGCACGUCUUUGAAGCCCUCUUCGGUAGUAAAGGAUUAUUAAAAAGACAGACAGUAGUGAUGGUCACACAUUCCCAUAAGCACCUCACAGCUGCUGACUUCGUAGUUGCAAUGGAAAGUGGAAGCAUCCUCGCCCAGGGUACACUCAGAGAUCUCUACAAAAACGUGAUUGAUAUUAAGAACUACAUCGGUGAUAUUCCAAAAGAACUCGAGGAGGAUAAUGAAAUUGUUGAGAUCAAGCCGGAGACAGAAGAGGAACAAAUCCUUGAGCUUCAAGAUGCUGCUUUGGUUGAAAAGCCUGGUCAUGCGCGCAAGAGUGUUGACGGUAAGAAAUACGAUCUAGUUGAUGAAGAAGACCCAGAUGAAGAGGACGCAGGCGCCAACCUCGGAUGGACACCUUAUAAGUUCUAUAUGCGUCAUUGCGGUUGGGCUCGCUUAUCAGUCUGCGUAUUCUUCCUUAUACUCUACAACGCUAUCGAAGUUGGUUUACAGAUAUACCUUGAAAAAUGGUCUAGUGCCAAUACAACUGACCAUCGUCCUUGGUUAGGUGGAUAUGCUGGUUUUACUGUUGCUGCAUUCCUUACUUCAUUCUGUAUGAUGUGGAUGUACACACAGUACACUGCCCCACGCGCAAGUUUGGGAAUGCACGAAAAGAUGCUCGAGAAUGUCCUUGAGGCGCCGGUCACCUACUUCCAGAAGACUAGUUCAGCACUCUUGAUCAAUAGAUGGGGUUCUGACAUAUUCAUUUCUGAUUUUGCCUUCCCUAUCUCGAUGCUUGAUGUCUCUCUGACGGCCGUCUACGUUGUUGGUGCUGCAAUCUUGAUUCUUAUUGCCGUACCAUGGUUGGCUAUCGCCGUUCCAGUUUUGGCGGUAAUUUACUGGUUACUUCAGAAAGUUUACUUGGCGACUAGCAGACAACUUCAGCGCCUUACUAUUUCUUCAAAAACACCUCUUUACACUUCAUUUAGUACCCUUUUGACUGGUUUGGUAACCAUCAGAGCAUUCAAAUCUACUGCUAUGUUCAAGGAUCUCUCAGAGUGGCAUCUUAAUAGAUCACAAACACCAAUGUAUUAUCGUGAUUCUGGUAUUAGAUUCUUACGUACAUUCCUCAACUUAGUAACAGCCUUUAUUGCUAUUGGUAUUGCAUGUAUUGCUGUCGGAUUGCGUAAUACAACCAGCGCAGGUUAUCUCGGUGUCGCAUUGUCUCAACUUGUCAGUAUGGCCACAUCUCUCACAAACUUGCUUUUGGCGUGGACCAGAGUAGAAAAUGGUGUAGUUUCUUUAGAGCGUAUUGUCGAAAUAACGCAACUAGAGUCUGAAGAAGAUGCACACAGACGCGAUGCAGAGGAAAAUGAAAGAGUUCUUGUCGAGACCAAAGAACCAGCUGCCAGCUGGCCAGAGAGUGGACACGUUGAAUAUAAAGAUGUGACAUUGAGAUACAACUCAGGCUCACGUAACGCUCUCGAUCACCUCAAUAUUCACCUUCCAGCUGGUCACAAGUUGGGUAUUUGUGGUAGAACUGGUAGUGGUAAAUCAUCGACUAUUUAUGCUCUCCUUCGUGGUCAACCACUGACAGAAGGUAGUAUAAUAAUUGAUGGUGUCGAUCUCGCUACUGUACCAUUACACACCCUCAGAUCAAGAAUCUCAACAAUCAGUCAAGAUCCAUUCCUCCUACAUGCCAGUAUCUCUGAGAACCUUACCUUAGGUUGUCCAGAAGGCACAAAUGACGAAGAUAUCUGGCAAGCACUCAGGGAUGUUGGUAUGGAAAAGCAAGUUGAUGAACUUGAGAAGAAGUUAGAAACCCAAGUAACGACUGAUGGUACCGAAUUCAGUGCUGGUGAAAGACAACUUCUCUGUAUUGCUAGGGUAUUACUUCAGAAGCGUAAGAUUGUCAUUCUCGAUGAAGCAUCCUCAUCGAUGGAUGGUAAGACAGACGUGAGACUACUUAACCUUCUUAAGACAGCUCUUAAAGGUAUAACCGUUAUAAGUGUUGCUCAUAGAAUUUCAACUAUCAGCGAGUAUAACCAAGUCAUCGUUAUGGAUGAAGGAAGAGUACUCGAAUCUGAUAGCCCUGCUACCCUUUUAAGAAAGAGUGACAGUGAAUUUUACAAACUUGCACAUAGUCAGGGAAUGUUAGACAACUAAUUUUUAGUUGGGAAAGCUAAAAAUGUUGACAAAUAAAUUAAAUUAGAGUAAUGUUUUAAUUAUUUUU
This is a messenger RNA of Wallemia mellicola CBS 633.66, 4161 nucleotides long. Its product is annotated as P-loop containing nucleoside triphosphate hydrolase protein. The transcript has 5 exons. Gene Ontology annotation, cellular component: membrane. Gene Ontology annotation, molecular function: ATP binding; ABC-type transporter activity; ATP hydrolysis activity. The record is from RefSeq and is a predicted model, not a curated record. Gene Ontology annotation, biological process: transmembrane transport. Bases 132 to 4094 code for a protein of 1320 amino acids. NCBI's taxonomy places the organism in Eukaryota, Fungi, Basidiomycota, Wallemiomycetes, Wallemiales, Wallemiaceae.